AUGUUUUUCCUCAAAGAUCUUUCGCUGACGGUAACGCUGCACCCAUCGUUCUUCGGCCCACAGAUGACACAGUUCUUACGGACAAAGCUUCUAAACGAGGUUGAAGGGUCUUGUACGGGUAAAUUUGGCUAUAUCAUGUGUGUGCUGGAUUGUAUGUCGAUUGAUAUUGGUAAGGGCACGAUCAUCCCGGGCGACGGUUCAGCUGAGUUUGAGGUGAAGUACCGAGCUGUGGUGUGGAAGCCGUUCAAAGGUGAGGUUGUGGAUGGUACGGUGUCACAGGUGAGCAAGCUGGGGUUCUUUGUUGAUGUUGGUCCGCUGAGCGUGUUCGUGUCGACGCAUUUGAUCCCACCUGACAUGUCUUUCAACCCUGCUGCCAAUCCUCCAGCUUAUCAGUCUGACGACCAAAUCAUUGAGAAGGGUAGCAGGGUGAGGCUUAAAAUUGUUGGUACCAGAGCUGACGUGAAUGCCAUCUAUGCAAUUGGAAGUAUAAAGGAGGAUUAUCUGGGUGCUCUGUGA
Williopsis jadinii is the source of this 516-nucleotide messenger RNA. RefSeq names its product DNA-directed RNA polymerase II subunit RPB7 (gene RPB7). Gene Ontology annotation, biological process: DNA-templated transcription; positive regulation of nuclear-transcribed mRNA poly(A) tail shortening; transcription initiation at RNA polymerase II promoter. The record is from RefSeq and is a predicted model, not a curated record. Bases 1 to 516 code for a protein of 171 amino acids. Gene Ontology annotation, cellular component: P-body; RNA polymerase II, core complex. NCBI's taxonomy places the organism in Eukaryota, Fungi, Ascomycota, Saccharomycetes, Phaffomycetales, Wickerhamomycetaceae. Gene Ontology annotation, molecular function: single-stranded RNA binding; translation initiation factor binding; single-stranded DNA binding. The transcript has a single exon.